UGGAGUGAAAGAACCGAGCAGAGCACUGCGUUUCUGUGUUUGUCCAUCGUACUAAACGGUGGUACUUUACUCAUUCGCGCGCUUAUUGUGGCGUUCUGAUUUGGCGAACUGCAUUGAUUGUUCUACGGUACGUAAAUCUCGAUACAAUGCUCAGUGGAAACUAAUCAAGAACAACCGUUUUUGGUGUAACAACAAAAACAUUGAUCGAUUGACAGUUUCGUUCGUCUUCGGGUCCCGAGCUUGAGACUGAGAGGCCUGCUGAGACCGAGAGUGCGGUGUGCGGUGACGCAAAUAGUGAUUCAGUUCAGUAGGUAGAAGAGUCGACGUCGGGUGUCGUUCCGUCGUCGUCGUCGGUGAGUGCAUCCCACCAAGAGCCCUAAAUGCUGCCCAAAAUGUUGGCCAUCAUCAUGUGAUAAAUAUUAAAGAGCCAGCUAUGUGUGGUGAAUGGCGUUUUUGCCAGUGUUGUUUGUGAAGCUGCAAUAAUCUAUAUGCUGGUGAUAACAUUCAGGGAUCUAAUUCGAUUCGGUAGUAAAUCGUCGAGGUUGAGGUGAAUCUCCCAGAAGAUUGAUUCUCCACCUACCGCAAGUGGAAGAGAAGAGCUGCGUGUGGGAAAUAGGGACAAACGGUGGAGAAUAAAACCCCUAAAAAUAUUUAUAAAUAUGCACUGCCCUGAUGCGGCUGUUCAGUUGUCGUCAUUGAUUGUUGGUCAUUUGUGGAGUGUUUCGAAGCGACGGUGAGUGGGUGUGGAGCAGAAGGGUGGUGCAUUUACUUCAGAAGUACUAAUCUGGCCAGCAUCAGAGCUCUUCGGGUCAGUCAGCAGCUGUAGAACAUUCAGCCAUAGCACACACAGCACACAACCACACGGCGUAUGCUAGAGGGCCAUCAGAAACCAUCCUCGCCCCAAAAACAAGUUAAAUAGUAUUACCUAAUCGUUCUCACCAACACACCCACCGUGUUCUCAGGCCCUUCUGACGAGUGAGUGACGAUUGCGACUGGUGAGAACUGCGAGUCUAGCAGUGAGUGGUACGUAAAGGUAAACAUUCGGCCACCCACACCAAGUGAGUGACUGGUAUUUCGUUUGUGUGCGUGUGGGAAAGAUCCGAAUAAAUCGGAAAGGUGAGGAAGUGGAAAGUGACGUACAAAAUUGCAUAAUCAACACACUGCACUUUAGGAAGGAACUCACGUCCGAUAUACAACGAAAGAUUCUCAAUCGCGUUCUCAACCCAGCACCAGAACGUCUUCGUAGAUGGAAGAGCACCUAUACAUACAAACAGCUGCCACUCACAACCGCGGCAACCUUGCAGCCCAUUCAAAGUGUAAAUAAAAAUAUCGGUACUUCGUCGUGUCGCGAUUCGUGCGCCAGGGAUCAGUCAUCAUCACCGUCGGUCACAUCGCGACUUGUGGAGACACCCCGCCGCUCGUCGCCUGAUCAAUCGAACGGGACACUCGCGAGUGUGUAGUACUAUGUAGGAUAGCUGACAUCAGUGAGGCGCAGUUAUGAGUGUGUGUGCGUGCCGUUCGGUCAACCAUCUUUGAUUCGCUCGCGUGUCGGCUGCUGGCUGACUGCAUCGUCGUCGCAGCAGGCCCUGUCUCGGCCAGCAAGAGCAGGUCAGUCGGUAGUAGGCUAGAAACUGCGAAGAAGCCGAGAGCUGAUCAAAGUGAGCGAGCAGUCGUCUUCGUUUCAGCUCUCAUCGCGGAAUCCAAAAGUGGUUAGCUAGGGUUUAGAUUAGUGUGUGAUUAGGAGUGAGACGGCAGAGGAAGAAGCUUCGCUAGCGGGCGAAAGAGAGAAGUUCGCUUGAAAUGGCUGUGUUUUUAAUUAACAUAUGCAAGUUUAAUGGUUGUGGCAUUACGUUUCCGAGUUUGAGCGAUCUGAUUCAGCACAUCGAGGAUACCCACAUAGACUACGAUUCGCAGGUAAUCGGCCAGAAGGAAAAGUCUCAGUCCACGUGUCUUCCGUUGAGCUACGUGCUGCGGUUCAUCACCGAUCCGUCGCGAAAGGAAAACUCGCUAACCAAUGGUGCCACCGGUGGUGGCGGCGGCAGCCUCAAGGGAAGCCUAGGCAGCAGCGGCGGACACAAUGGCACCAAUGGUCUCACGGCAUCCAGUGCCGGUGGUGGCGGUGGCGGUGCCGACACUACCGGAUAUCAAAGUACCCCACCGGGAACGCCCGGCAGUACCACAUCGUCGUCGUUGCUGGGUGGCAACGGUGGGCUCGGAGGCGGUGGAACUGCGGGCAGUGGCACGGGCGGUGGCGGCGGAAAUUCCGGGGGCAGUGGUGACAGUAAGCUUGCGGCAACCGGGUCGGCUGGUACCGAUAUGAAGCGCAAGAUUGCCAUUAAGCACCACAGUUACAGCAUGUCAUCCUCGAACCGAAGUACAACGCCCACUGGUAGUGAAAUGGACGAUGACGAUAUGAUGGUUUCUGAAUCGGAGGACAGUAACGAUUCUUGGACGACGGAGGAGUUCAGUUCGGAGUUCAUAAUGCGCUAUGGAAGCAGGCGCCAUUCGUCAUCCGGUGGAAAUGGACUAAAUUCAUCCAACGAGAAACCGUUUGCUUGUCCGGUGCCGGGCUGCAAGAAACGAUACAAGAACGUCAACGGCAUCAAGUAUCACUCGAAAAACGGCCACAAAAAGGACGGAAACCGUGUCCGGAAGAACUUCAAGUGUCACUGCGGCAAGAGUUACAAAACGUCGCAGAGGCUAAAGAACCACCAGCUCAGUGCUCAUCAGAACCCAGUGGUGGCGGACGCCGUCAGCACGAGUGCGGCCACCAGCAACAGUGUGCACCAACCGCAGCUGCCCUCGGCGCUGCUUUCACCUGUUUCUUCGUCGUCAUCGUCCUGUUCGUCUUCAGUGUCGUCCAUUGUUCAGUCCCUGUGUUCCUCCGCCAUCAACAGCAACAACAACAACAAUGGCAGUAGCAGUAAUCCACAAGCCGGUGGUGGCAAUGCGACGCUCAGCGUGUCCAGUGCCGUCGCUAUUGCCACCGCAGCAGUAUCUAGUCAAAUGGCAUCCUCCUCUACGAGCUCAUCAUUGUCCUCUUCAUCGUCUUCGUCGUCGUCGUCAUCGGCCGGGUCUCCCAACGGCAAGUACGACAACCUGGGCAUCCUAACGCCGGCGACCUCACCCAAGCUGACGCUGAUGACUGCCACCGGAGGGGCCGGCUCCGACAGCCUUCUCCCGAUGACACCCAUCAGUCCCACGGGAGGCGGAACGGCUAACGGUUCUGGCGGUGGAGGCGGAGGUAGUAGUACAAGUUCUCUGGUAAGUAGUAAGGCCCUGUCGGCCGGCACUAUCGUCGGCCAACUGCACACCGAAGAGACGUAGCCGAUACUCAAGAAUCUACUGCUGAGAAAGUGUUGAAGGUAAACGUGAGGACCGCCGGGUCGGGACCAUGUGGUUCCGGACGUGCGGUCUUCGCCGCCGUCGUCUCGUUUUCGUUGUUAUCUUAGUGAAAGAAUGAUACGCUUUUUAACUUUACGCCCGAUGCAGCGCGGUUUACGCAUGCCAAGUACUGCUACACAGAAACCUAUACACAGGCGGCUGACAGAGAGAGAGGGAGAAGACAUGUAUAUCAAACUACCGAAGACACUACAGAAGAUAAAAUUAUCAGAAAUAUUCACACUUAUUACAUUGAAAUUCGCACCUGCAAUAGCGCAGUUUAGGGGCUUCAAGCGAUCCGUAAUUCAGACGUUCAGAAAAAAAAGGUUCAGAAAUAGAUUUGCUCGGAUUAACCUUAGCAUAAAUAGCAGGAGAAUAGGAACGGUCUCACCACAGGACAUAGUUUACUUGGUAGUAUGUAGAUUUGCAUAACAAAUUCACAGUCCGCAGUCUCAAUCAGUUAAGAGCUGCGCCUAGUUUCGCGUCGCUUCCUACAACAAACAUUAGUGUUUCGCCUGUCUGUACGGUGGACUUUAAACGCCGAAUUUUUGUUUGUUUUUCGUUUCUUUUAUUAUUUUAAAUUAGUCGAACUCCGUACUUAAGUAGACGAGCGCGAGCUGAAGCUACUGAAUUCACUGAAACUGUAUUGUCACUAUCACUGGUUAAGUUUUCGUUCCAACUGUCUGUUUUGUUUUUAUCAAUUAUGGUCCCUUGAGGGCUCUCCCUGUAACUGUAUUUGCACUGUUUUAAUAAUAGACAAAAAAUAUAUAAGCUUCAAUUCUAAACUUCACUCCAUAUAUUUCGAUAGAUUCAAUAGACGUGUUUAGACAGAGAGAGGAAAAGGUAAACAAAAAAAAAUGCGAGAGAACUACAACCCUAGCAUACGAUAUUCUAUAUCAAAGAAAAAUAAAUCCGAUCUCAGAUUCUCGUUCGCUUGUAGCUUGUAAAGAAAAACAUACGAAAAUAGGAUCAGAGAACUGCUAUAUCUGUAAGAGCCAGCAGCAGCGGCGUUGCAACGACCGGAAACAAAAGAAGAUUGAUGAUAAACUAUCGAUACCAAAAUUUACUUCAUAGGAUCUUUAUAGAUAAUUAAUAUAUAUAAUUAUAUUUAUCGUAAAACAAGAAAUGCUGGAAAAAAUAAGACAAAUUGAUACAAUGCA
Molecule: messenger RNA, 4541 nt
Organism: Armigeres subalbatus
Lineage: Eukaryota; Metazoa; Arthropoda; Insecta; Diptera; Culicidae
Exons: 8
Coding region: 1801-3327 (508 amino acids)
Cellular component (GO): nucleus
Source: RefSeq, a predicted model, not a curated record